Staurois parvus is the source of this 314-nucleotide messenger RNA. NCBI's taxonomy places the organism in Eukaryota, Metazoa, Chordata, Amphibia, Anura, Ranidae. The record is from the annotation of a GenBank genome assembly.
UUAGCAGUUUAUAUUUGCUAACAUAAUUGCAUUUCCAUGUUGUGUGUACUGUGGGAGACCAGAUACAGGGAAAUGCGGGGUCCGGGGAGAGCGGAUACAGGGAAUGCGGGGAGAGCCGGGAGAGCGGAUACAGGGAAUGCGGGGUCCGGGGAGAGCGGAUACAGGGAAUGCGGAUACAGGGAAGGGCCAAUCAGCACUGACCAGAGGGUCAGCAAAUCACAAAUGCGGGGUCCGGGGACAGCGGAUACGGUGAAUGCGGGGUCCGGGGUUUAGUAACACUAACAUGAGAGUGCAGGAAGGUUAGAAUGAAGGAA